GCUGCACUGCUGGAGACCACGUCUAACUCACCCAGCCUCCUAGACAACGUGCUCAAUGCUUUGAGACUGGAAGGACCUUGCUCUGCAAUGAAGAUGGAGGCAGUAGGAAAAGCAGAAGAACUUGUUGAUUCAGAAAUUCCACCAAAGACUUCUGAAAAGCAAGAGACUGCUCCUGAUGAAGACAGGCCUAUAGAACUCGAGACACAGCCUCAGAAGGACAGCGUGCCCACUGCAGCAGACUCUGCGGUGCUCUCUUCCAUGCCUUGCUUGCUGAUGGAACUGAGGCGGGACUCCUCGGAGUCUCAGCUGGCAUCUACGGAGAGCGACAAGCCAGCGGGUGGCCGAGUUUAUGAGAGUGACUCUUCUAACCACUGCAUGCUUUCCCCUUCCUCCAGCGGCCAUUUGGCCGACUCAGACACGUUGUCUUCCGCCGAGGAGAACGAGCCCUGCCAAGCUGAAGCCGCUGUGGACGGAGACCCUUCCACGGUGUCUGGGGCUGCAGUUGGGAGGAAAUCCAGGAGAUCCAGGUCCGAAAGUGAGACCUCAACAAUGGCUGCCAAGAAAAACCGACAGUCUAGCGAUAAGCAGAACGGCCGAGUCAGCAAGGUGAAGGGUCACCGGAGCCAAAAGCACAAAGAGAGGAUCCGGCUGCUGAGGCAGAAGCGGGAGGCGGCCGCUCGCAAGAAGUACAACCUGCUGCAGGACAGCAGUACCAGCGACAGUGACCUGACCUGUGACUCCAGCACAAGCUCGUCAGACGACGACGAAGAGGUUUCAGGGAGCAGCAAGACAAUCACUGCAGAGAUACCAGAUGGACCCCCUGUUGUGGCUCACUAUGAUAUAUCAGACACAAACUCAGACCCAGAAGUGGUAAAUGUGGACAAUCUGUUGGCGGCUGCAGUAGUUCAAGAGCACAAUAAUUCUUUAGGAAAUCAAGAUUCAGGAUCUGCCUGGAGAGCCAGAGGGCUGCUGAAUGAAAUGAGUGCUGAUACAGGUCGUUUGGAUCCAGGCUUCCUUGCAGGUGACAAAACCUCUUGUGGCAAUGCCCAGGCCAAUGAAGAAAUUAGCAUUGCCUCUUCUGACAGCGAAGUGGAGAUUGUUGGAGUUCAGGAACAUGCCAGGUGUGUGCAUCCCCGGGGAGGCGUGAUCCAGAGCGUGUCCUCCUGGAAGCGCGGCUCGCCCUUCGGCAGCGCCCAGCCCGCGCAGCCAUGGACAGCAGUGGCUCCCCAGCAGAACUGGUCCUCGCCCCCAGAAGUGGUGGACCUCACUCUGGACGAGGACACCAGGCGCAAAUACCUCCUGUAACGCCGUGUCACUGUGCUCUGCCCCCCUCUCCUCGCUGGCACAGCAGCUCAGUGGUUCAGCCAUCACCUCCGGAGGCCCCGUCCUUGGCACCGUGAAACCCGAACCCGCCGUGGAUCCACAGGAAUGUAGUCUGAGCUCAGUAUCUCUUCCAAUGGUUUGGCCUUCUCCAGGGAGGAUUCCUGCCCAGAAUUCACAGCAGCAAGUUUAAAGCACGUCUGCAGUUACUAACGUGUGCGUGUGUCGCUAACGAAAUAACCGCCCACGUCCUCCCGGCUCCAGGGCAUUUUUAAUUCAUCAGAAUCUUGAGUUUGUUCGUAGAACUUAGUGUGUUGCUGUGUGAGCAUCAAUGAUUUUGAGAAAUGCUGUGUCCUCACUGAUUUCAGCGGAACUGGGGGGGGUAUCCAACACUUCCAAAAUUUGGGCCAGGAGUAUUUUUUUUACCCCAGCUGAUUUGGUUGUUUUACCAGCAAGAGGGAUUGUCUUUAAUGCAAACAGCCCGUAACCAAUGCACUGAACAGCUUUUAAUUAAAACGUGUUUAUUUUCAAUGUAAUUUAUAGUUUAUACUCUUCAGUGCUGAGUCUUCUGUCUACUUGACUACUGUGUUUCACUGGUCAAUUCCCACAGCUUGGAAUGGCUAAAAUAGUAAAAGUAGUGACUUAGGAACAGCUGAACAUUGCAAAAGCACAGGAAAAGUUAAUAAAAAGGCCCAGCAUCCCUCUUCUUUUUAAUUAUAGCUGAACUUUUCUACCUUUCUCUAAGUCUUGUCUGGAGUAGUUGAAGGAGAGAAAUGAAAUGUUUUACUCAUAAUCCCCAUCUCUACUGCUGCUUGUCCAUGUCAUUCACCAUCUCAGAAAAUACAAAACAAAUCCCAAGUAAAUUCCAAAGCCCCAGCCUGGCAAAGGGCUGCUCAGCUGGGACCUGUUCCUGGAAUUUGUGGGGCCACUCAAGUGCUUAAAACUCUGUCCUAGAAAAUGUUGCAGGAUCAGGGUCAAAAACUAAGGUUAUGGGGUUUAGGUUUUUUUUUUUUUUAAAUUAGUAAUCUGCACCAUUUCCCUGGUUUUCAGUCACAUCUCUCAUGCUAGUUUUGGAAAUGCCAAGAUUCAGGAAACACUUACUACCAGAAUAUUUACCAAAAUCAGUGGAACUACUCACUUUAGUGGGCUGCACUUGCUGUGGAAAUUCCUGCCCCUCAUCUGUCUUUUUGAGCCUUUCCCAAGGCAAAAACCAAAGAUCAGAAUUUAACAAGAUGAUAUUAUUCACUUCACAUGUCUACUGUGCAAUUGAAACAUUCCUUCAUAUUCCAGACGUUUCUGUUGGGAAGUUUGUACAGCUCUGCCAUUACAUUUUUUACUAUUUAAGGCUGAACAGGGGGGGUCAGGGCGUGAGAAGUUCUGCUUUCCUUUUGUGUCGGCUGGUUUCAAAAAUUUAUUUGGCUAAAUAAAUAAUUUUAUCUGUGGGCAAAAUAAAAAAAUAUUAGAGUUACCUGUGUUGUCACACAAAGGAAAAACAGCCCAGCAGGGGGGUACAGUUAGUAACAAAGAUGUGUUUCUUCCAUAAGCAGAACAGUUCAUCCUGCACUUUACAGAACAGCCAGGUAAGGAUUGAUAUUCCCAUUUCCAGCUGUCUAGAACACUGAACAUAAGUGUCUUGCAUGGCAAGAAAAAUAUCUGUGGUGUUUUUUAGUGACUAAUUCCUUUCUUUGGGAGGGAGGAAGGAAAGGAGGGAAGGAGGGGAGCAUUUCCCUGUUGGCCCCACAGCAGGGAAAGGCCCCGUGCUGCUCUGCCCAUCCUUUCUCCUCCUGUCCCCAUCAGCUGUGGGCUCACACACCUGCUGGAAAGGUAACUUUGGAACAACCACCUCCACUCCUGUGGCUGCUUCUUCCUGUUUCACAGAGUCUCCUGAAGAUGGGUUGUGCAGAAACCUGCAGGGACCCCAUUUGCAGUCCUUCCAUGAAAGAAAAUGCAAACUAGCUCUCCUUGUUUUCCAGUUUGUAUAUGAUGUGACUUCCACAUGUACAUAAAGACAACUGCCUCCUGACCAAACUUCCUCCAGCUGUGCACUGUGUUUGUUUAAACAGCUCAUGUAUGGUAGUCUGAUGCAGGUUUUCUUUUAUUUAAAACACUAUGUUAUUUUCUCUUAAAAAAAUUUCAAGGCUAGUGAUAUGAAAAACACAAUCACUGGAUAUAGGUAGGUAGGAAAUGGUUUGGUUUUGUUUCUUUUUUUUUUGUUGUUGUUGGUUUUUUUUUUAAACUUCUGUGUUUUAAAAAGAGCAAAAAUGUGCCUGGGUGGUUUUUGCUCUUCUCAGUGGGAAAGAUAAAAGUUAGCCAUUGUAUGGCUGAGAACCAAUGCACUUGGGGCCUGGUCCAGAACCCACUGGGGUCGGUGUGGGGCUGCCCAUCGACCUCACUGUGCAUUGGCUCGAGCCCUUCAGGGUUUAGCAGUUUUCCUGAAUUGCUGGAGUAUGAACUUGGAAUCUUCUAUAGUGAAGACAAAUCAUUGCUCGGAAUAUAAAUGUUUGAAACGUGCGGCUCUAGUUAAAAAUAAAAUCUGAUUCCUCUCAACACUCACUAUUUAGUUCU
Ficedula albicollis (Collared flycatcher) is the source of this 3885-nucleotide messenger RNA. It is a transcript of the gene ARK2N, whose product is annotated as chromosome Z open reading frame, human C18orf25. The coding region runs from base 88 to 1305 and encodes 405 amino acids. Gene Ontology annotation, molecular function: ubiquitin protein ligase activity. The transcript is spliced from 4 exons. Gene Ontology annotation, biological process: ubiquitin-dependent protein catabolic process. NCBI's taxonomy places the organism in Eukaryota, Metazoa, Chordata, Aves, Passeriformes, Muscicapidae. The record is from RefSeq and is a predicted model, not a curated record.